UUUUUUUUAUCACUAUUGAUAAAUUAAAAAUCAUUACUACAUGUCAGUGCGUUGGGUGUAAUCUGUUUUAUCGUUUAAUUCAGAGGAUUGAAUUUUUACUAUUUUAUAAAAUAAAAAUGAAUUCUUUCUUUAUUGUUUAUACAACUUUAGUCUGUUCUUUAAUAACAAACAGUUUAAAAGCAGAAAAAAACGAGACUGAUACUUCUGUUAUAUCUUCAACAAUCGCUAUCAGCUCACUUUCUGUUCUUCCAACAAGCACCCAAAGCAUAUCAGUGACUCCUUCAUUUAAAAGUUUGUCAAUUAUUGUAUCUACUUCAGCUUUGCAUUCAAAUGUGACUUCGGUAAUUUCUUCAAGUAUUAAACCUUCUGUUGUAUCUUCAAAUGUUGUAGUCAGCAGUUCAGUAACACCACCUCCAACACCAGAUCCAAAUAUGUUGGUAUUUCAAUUUCCAAAAAAUGGCACACCUUGUAUUAAAUUUGAAGGUGAAAUUGAACUUACUAUUAGUGGCAAUAAACUAGUGGAUUUUUUUAUAAAUCGAGAUGAUUCUGUUAUUGGAUCAUGUAUUGGUUUACCGAAUGUAACACUGACUGACAAAACACAUGAUAUAUCACUUACGAUGUCCUUUAAUAGAACUCAAUCACAUUGGCAAUUGGUGAAUAUUCAAGUGAAAGACAAUAACAAUACUUUAAUGGAAAGUGCAGCUUCUAACUCUAUAAAUAUACCGGUUUUAAUGGCUUCUAUAAAUAAUUCGUAUACAUGUAACGACAAACUAGAGGUUAUCCAAGAAGACAUGGAAAAAAAUCAAGUUAAAGUAAUUUUUACAAAAUUACGUGUUCAAGCAUAUUUAACCAGUGCAUCAUUUAGUAAUAGUACCGACACUUGCCCAUCUAAAUCUUCACCAGAAAAAACAAGUAGUGUCGUUCCGAUUGCUGUUGGCGGUGCUUUAGCCGGACUUAUUGUUAUCGUUCUUGUUGCGUAUUUAAUUGGUAGAAGACGUGGUAACCGCGGUUAUCAAAAGGUUUAGCAUCAAGUUCUUUAUAAAACUCUUCUUUUUCUUGAUGUUGGUAACCUUAUCGGGAAAGAAUUAGACUGUUUUGUUAACGUUCAAAAAAAAACCCUUGUUGAAGAAUAACAAACAUUCCUUGUCAGCUAUUUUUAAUAAAAAAAAUUCGGUGUGAAAUUCGUUUGUCUGUUAAAAUGAAAAAAAAUUUCUAA
Molecule: messenger RNA, 1216 nt
Organism: Hydra vulgaris (swiftwater hydra)
Lineage: Eukaryota; Metazoa; Cnidaria; Hydrozoa; Anthoathecata; Hydridae
Product: lysosome-associated membrane glycoprotein 1
Biological process (GO): establishment of protein localization to organelle
Cellular component (GO): lysosomal membrane; plasma membrane; late endosome membrane
Source: RefSeq, a predicted model, not a curated record